CAAAUGAGUCGAAUCCAUCCCAAUCCACCUCUCAAGUUUUCUCACUCUCGAUUCCUCCGGCUACAAUCGCUCAUCUCGCUUUCCCUACGGUUGGAUCCUUUAGAGGACAGCUACAGGAGAUUGCAGGAGUCAAUGGAGUUCCAUGAAUCCACACCACAAAGCGAAGAGGAGAUGGACUUGAGAAGAGGGCCUUGGACUGUGGACGAGGACCUUAUUCUGAUCAACUAUAUUGCCGCUCAUGGCGAAGGGCAAUGGAAUUCUCUGGCUCGUUCCGCAGGACUCAGACGAACGGGAAAGAGCUGUCGACUCCGGUGGCUCAACUAUCUUCGACCUGACGUCCGGCGAGGCAACAUCACCCCGGAAGAGCAACUCCUCAUCCUGGAACUCCACUCGCGAUGGGGAAACCGGUGGUCCAAGAUCGCGCAGUACCUGCCCGGGAGGACCGACAACGAGAUCAAGAACUACUGGAGAACUCGAGUGCAGAAGCACGCCAAGCAGCUCAAAUGCGACGUCAACAGCAAGCAGUUCAAGGACGUCAUGCGCUACCUGUGGAUGCCUCGCCUCGUCGAGAGAAUCCGGGCUUCUUCCGGCAACCAGGUGCUGUCCACCCCGCACGAGGACGACACGUUUCCGAUGACCUGCGCUCCGCAACCAAACCAGGUCCCGGAGCUCGCCCGGGUGAAACGGAGCCCGCAGAACUCGAGCACGGCCGGGCCGUCGUCCUCGUCCUCCUCCUCGGACUCGCGCGGUGUGCAGUUCUCUCCGCCUCCGGUCUCCGACGGCUACUUCGGCAGCAUGACUGGAGGUGACGAUAACAUCGGUGACGUGAUCCAGACAGGUGAAUGCACCGGAAGCUGGUGGGAGUCGCUGCCGAGCCCGGGCGGUGACACCGUCCUGGGGUUCCCGGAGUUGGACCAGAUCACGUGGGGAGAGAGCUUGUGGAGUGUGGAAGACAUUUGGCUGCAGCAACAGUUGUAACAAGAGCAGGAAGGGAGGAUUGUAAAGAAGAAAAGUCUUUAAAGCACAGAUUUGGAGUUGUGAGGAAACAGAGCACACUUUUCCCUCUGAUUUUAAUUUCCAUCUCUUUUUUUGCUCCUUUAUAAGUACAUUAGAGCUGUAAUUUUCAUUCUUUGGAUUAACAUAUAAUUGAAUUCUGAAAUCUACCUGUUAAGAUCUUAC
Musa acuminata AAA Group (dessert banana) is the source of this 1179-nucleotide messenger RNA. RefSeq names its product transcription factor JAMYB. The record is from RefSeq and is a predicted model, not a curated record. The transcript is spliced from 3 exons. The coding region runs from base 4 to 978 and encodes 324 amino acids. Gene Ontology annotation, cellular component: nucleus. Gene Ontology annotation, biological process: regulation of DNA-templated transcription. Gene Ontology annotation, molecular function: DNA-binding transcription factor activity; sequence-specific DNA binding. Lineage: Eukaryota; Viridiplantae; Streptophyta; Magnoliopsida; Zingiberales; Musaceae.